GUUGAAGUUUAAAUAAAGACGGGGCUGUCCAAAUCCAAAAACUCUAAAAAUCUUAUAAUAGAAGGAAAGAAAUAUACACUUAUGUGUUAAAAAUUAGGACACAUAUUUAAUUUUCAACUGAUGCGGAUAUAAAUUUUGCAUAUAAUUUUAAUAUACCGGAGGGGUUUUAACGUAAAAUAUCAAUAAAACUGUAUUCGAAUAUUAUGUGAAGUCUGUCUUACAUGACAGCGGAAAUCAAAACAAAAAUGACGGAACGAAAUUACUAAAUAACUAAAAUAAAAUGUGUGUUAAUAUUGAAGUGAUUGUACCAAAGUUAGAACAAUUUCUCUUAGUGUAUUCUUUGCACUGCGGUUCAAUAUUAAUUUUGUUGUGGACGACGCUAAGAUCACUCUUCUGUGUAGUGUUCUUUAGUACGGCAAUUCUAGAAGUAUUGAUAGGGAAGGAGUCCCCAUUCGGCGCGUGGCUUGUGAGAGGUCCAUCUUACAACGCGGAGUUCUUUUAUAUCAUUUAUUACUGCAUGUUGACAUUACUUAUAUGUGAAGUUGUCAUUCUUAUAUUCAUGUUUCAUCUGGGUAUCGGCUUGAUCCGUCAUAAACCGCAUUUGUUGAACCACUACCUAGUCUGUCGUUUUAUCACCUGGAUAAUAGAGAUUGUUGGUCUGUUCAUUGCGUGUCUAUAUCACAAAAUUCUCAUCGGCUGGUAUUUGGGAAUAAUGAUUUUUGUUAUUUUAGAGCUGUAUUCCAUCGUCGUCGUUUACAGCUAUUACGUGGAAUUGAUACAAUGCAGCAAAGACGAAACAGGGUUGGAAAAGCCAACGUGCGAAUAAAAUCAAAUAAAAUUAAAAACUGAUUAUUAUUUAACAAUUCAAUGACGUAAUAAUAAGGUCCUUUCUUUUAAUUUCUUAAUCACACGUAACCUAUAGUCUUUGUGCGUGUGUGUAAAGUUUAGUUAAACUGUAAUGUUAUGACAAAAAAGCGUAUAAUAUAUACGAUCAUGUCAUUGUAAGGAUAUGAUUUCUAAUAAAUUCAUGGAACAUCUUUAACUAGUGCCUCUUGCUAACGGAAAGUCAUCAAUAAUUUCAUUCAAAAACUCUCACACCGAAGUGGGCAAUGUUAUCUCAAGAUCAUUUUUUAGUACACGUA
This is a messenger RNA of Danaus plexippus (monarch butterfly), 1142 nucleotides long. RefSeq lists its product as uncharacterized. The record is from RefSeq and is a predicted model, not a curated record. Bases 281 to 826 code for a protein of 181 amino acids. NCBI's taxonomy places the organism in Eukaryota, Metazoa, Arthropoda, Insecta, Lepidoptera, Nymphalidae. The transcript has 4 exons.